Messenger RNA from Penaeus monodon (black tiger shrimp), 634 nucleotides. RefSeq lists its product as uncharacterized. The record is from RefSeq and is a predicted model, not a curated record. Lineage: Eukaryota; Metazoa; Arthropoda; Malacostraca; Decapoda; Penaeidae.
GUUAAUAUAAUCACUAGAAAGUGUGCAGGAAGACAAGAAAAAAUGAUACAAGAAAUGCACAUCACUGAUGGUUUUUAUUAAGCUAAAGGAGAUGCUUCGCCAAACACUCGCCUGCCAUUCUGUAGUAAAGUAAGACAAGGAGAAAUGUAUAUAUGAACGGGUUAUAUCAGUGGAAGAAGUUUGGCAGAAAUAGUAGUAGACAUUACAGUGCAGUAUUGAUAAAAGUGAAGGAAGAUGUGAAACCUCAUUUUGAAAGGGGAUUAUUCAAGAGAACAUACCCUGCCAAGUUAUAUUGCAGUAUUUCAGAGUUAUAUUUUGUACCCAAGGGAUGCUGUACUAACAGUUGCAGAGUGUCUGCUUGAGGGGUCUCUCCCAAAGGAUUGCUUACUUCAGGCACCUAUGGAAUAUAAUAUUACUCGGGAAUGGUUCACUUCUAGUGUGAUAAACUGUCUAAGGGAAAAUAAUUUCACAUUGGAUUGUUUUCCUAAGAACCAUUAUCAAGAAUUUGAUUUUGGAAAUUGGCUGCAAUAUGUUCAAGAAAUGAAAAAUAAGGUAGUCAUAGCACUAUGGGCAUGCCUGGUAACAUUCCUAACAUUAUAUUCCAUCUAUAAAUUCAGUAUGUGCAUUGGAGAUU